Messenger RNA from Cyprinus carpio (common carp), 3833 nucleotides. RefSeq names its product sodium-dependent neutral amino acid transporter SLC6A17-like. Lineage: Eukaryota; Metazoa; Chordata; Actinopteri; Cypriniformes; Cyprinidae. Gene Ontology annotation, cellular component: synaptic vesicle; plasma membrane. The record is from RefSeq and is a predicted model, not a curated record. Gene Ontology annotation, biological process: sodium ion transmembrane transport; L-leucine transport; proline transport.
UCAUGUACACCUAUAGUACUUUGCUCUCUGCCAAUCGUGUAAGGAGAAAUAAGUAGCGUUUUGAAUUUUAACCACUGGAGGACAAAUCAAGGAGUGGGUUGGUUAGAAGUGUUGUCGCGGACAACGCCCACGGAUGUGUCAGCGUGACCCUAAAGUUACUCUUUUGGGCUGAUUGAGAAUACACAAUAGUAGCUUGCGUCACGAGGCGCGCUCGCUCACUCUGCGCAUUUCUGGACAGGUUCAGUCGUGAGCGCGGAAACGGCACAUGAAGUGUCUCAACGAGCAAUCAAACUGAUUCUUCAGGGUAUUAUCACUCAUUGAGACCUACACGAGCACAUUCGCAUCAGAUUCUCACUCUUCGACAUCCAGUUAGGAGCACAAACCUAUAUUGUCCACACCUGUAUCAAGCCAAAGGGCCAGUUUUUGUUUCCUCCAUUCUGCCCUGCUCUCCUUUCACACCUUUAAUUGUCAGGAUCACCACGACACGGCACAACCAUGCCCAAGAGCAGUAAAGUGACUCAGCGCGAGCACAGUAAUGAGCAUGUUACGGAGUCUGUGGCCGACCUCCUGGCGCUGGAGGCUCCCAUGGACUACAAGAGCAGUCAGAUGAGCAUGAACAUGGCAGGAGGGGGCCCUCCACCCAUAGGCAAACCAGACAUCUCCCCUGACCUAGAAGACGGACGCCCUGCUUGGAACAGUAAGCUGCAGUACAUCCUGGCCCAGGUGGGCUUCUCAGUGGGCCUGGGUAACGUGUGGCGUUUCCCUUAUCUUUGCCAGAAGAAUGGAGGAGGUGCCUACCUCGUUCCAUACUUCAUUCUUCUUAUCCUUAUUGGCAUCCCACUCUUCUUCUUGGAGCUGGCGGUCGGCCAGAGGAUCCGUCGAGGGAGCAUAGGAGUGUGGAAUUAUGUUUGUCCACGACUCGGUGGCAUUGGAGUGUCCAGCCUGAUGGUGUGUGGUUUUGUGGGUCUGUACUAUAAUGUGAUUAUCGGCUGGAGCAUCUUCUACUUUUUUCAGUCGUUUCAGUAUCCCCUGCCCUGGAGCGACUGUCCCAUCAGGAGGAACGGCAGCCAAGCCAUUGUGGAGCCUGAGUGUGAGAAGAGCUCAGCAACCACGUACUUCUGGUACCGCGAGACCCUGAACAUCACCAGCACAAUCGCAGACAGCGGGGGUCUGAACUGGAGGAUGACUCUGUCGCUGCUGGCUGCCUGGAUAAUUGUCUGCCUGGCUGUAAUAAAGGGCAUUCAGUCUUCGGGGAAGGUGAUGUACUUCAGCUCUCUAUUUCCAUACUUGGUGCUCUUUUGCUUCCUGGUGAGAGGGCUGUUUCUUAAAGGAGCAGUUGACGGCAUUGCUCACAUGUUCACACCAAAGCUGGAGAUCAUGUUGGAGCCGCAGGUGUGGCGUGAAGCUGCCACUCAAGUCUUCUUUGCUCUUGGUCUGGGUUUUGGUGGAGUCAUCGCUUUUUCCAGCUACAAUAAGAGAGACAACAACUGCCAUUUUGAUGCCGUGCUGGUCUCCGUUAUCAACUUCGUGACCUCUAUACUGGCCACACUCGUGGUGUUUGCUGUGCUGGGUUUCAAAGCCAACGUCAUGAACGAAAAAUGUGUGGUGGAGAAUGCUGAGAAGAUUCUGGGCUACUUGAACUCAAAUGUGCUGAGUCAGGAUCUCAUCCCCCCUCAUGUGAACUUCUCCCACCUCACCUCGUCAGACUAUGCCGAGAUGUACGGCGUGAUAAAGAUUGUGAAAGAGGACAGUUUUGCACAGCUGGGGCUGGAGCCGUGUCUGCUGGAGGAUGAGCUCAAUAAGGCUGUUCAAGGCACUGGUCUGGCUUUUAUUGCCUUUACUGAGGCCAUGACCCAUUUUCCGGCCUCUCCCUUCUGGUCUGUCAUGUUUUUCUUCAUGUUAAUAAACCUGGGCCUGGGCAGCAUGAUUGGCACCAUGACUGGCAUCACCACACCCAUUCUGGAUACUUUCAAAAUUCGGAAAGAGUUCCUCACAGUGGGCUGCUGUAUUGUGGCUUUUUUGUGCGGCUUGCUGUUUGUCCAGCGUUCAGGGAACUACUUCGUUACCAUGUUUGAUGACUAUUCUGCUGGUCUGCCCCUCACCCUUGUGGUGGUCCUGGAGAAUGUAUCUGUAGCUUGGAUCUAUGGCACCAAGAGGUUCAUGCAGGAUCUGGAAGACAUGCUGGGUUUCAGACCAUACUCUGUUUACUUCUACCUGUGGAAGUAUGUGUCUCCAGUGUGUCUGCUCGUACUGAUUUCUGCCAGUGUGGUAGAGAUGGCCAUCAGCCCUCCGGGAUACAAUGCGUGGGUGCAAGACCUGGCCACGGAGAGGUUUCAGAGUUAUCCUCCUUGGGCACUAGUCAUGUGCUUUGCUCUGAUCAUUGUGGCCAUGCUUCCUCUUCCAUUGGUCUUUAUUGCCCGUCACUUCAACUGGCUCCCAGACGGAUCCAACAAGCUGUCCGUCUCCUACCGAAAGAGCCUCGCAAAGGAGGCUUCCACCCUGGAAGAUGAGACACGGUUCAUCCUCGGGAAGAACCCCAGCGAAGCCCCUUCUCCCAUGCCCAGCCACAGGGCCUAUCUGGGCCCCGGCAGCACCUCUCCUGUUGAGCUCAUCACCAACUCUACCUCCAUCAGUGGCUAUGGCAGUGGUUACCAGACCAACCCCGCCCCUCCCAAAUCCGAGUCAUGAUCCUCCAAACCCCACCGACCAAAGAAAGAAGAUGCUGAACAGAUGAGAAGGUCCUAGUGUUGGUCACACCUUAACCCAAGCCAUCCAAAGGAGCAGGACAACAAGAAAACAGACAGAAAGACACAGAGAUCCUUCCUAGACAGGUUCCCCUGGGCCCAAUUAUUCAUACCGACUACAGAUGUUGGUCUGAAGGUGAAAGAGAGCCAGAAGCUUUCAGAUCAAAAUGUAAGGUGGCUUAUUUGUUGAGUUGGUAAGUUAUUUUUUGCAUACAUGUAAAUAUUUCAACUCUAAGAAGGUUGAAACAUUCAAGCUUCAGGUUUGGUCUCUGUGACUGGUAUGGGGGCAUGGGGUGGUGAGAGCUGAGGUGAUAGCUGUCGCUCAGGUUAAGGUGUUACCAAUGCUGCUGAAAUCUAGACAUCUUACAAAAUGCGCAAGAUACGAGAUGCCAUGCAAGAAAUUUCAUUUAAACUCAUCUUUAGAGCUCAUAAAGGGACUCGACUCAGAGGGGCUCAGAAACUAAAGCUUUCACUUCUUAUAAUGAGCCCUCUAGUGGAUAUUAUGUAAGUGUCACUGUUAAAUACAGACCGCCUGAGAGUAGAGUGAAUUGAUAGCUUGAUUUCUGUUACUUUGCACAUCAACAGUCUGUCAUGUCCACAUCUCAGCACAAGAGGGCGACAUAUGUAUUUAUACACAACGCACAUAUGUAUGUAGUCUCAGUGCAGUAUCAAAUAUAUACAGUAUAAGUGUCAGGUUCAGGCUGUUUUUGCUACUGGAUUUAAGUUUAAUUUUUGGAAGGUUUUACCUAGAUGUUUUUAUUUUUUAUAAUCAAAACAAAUGUGACUGCCUAAUGAGAGCUGAUUUCGACACAGCACAAGAAACGACAUUUUCAGGAUGCAAUAAGGGGUGCCGUUUGAGCCAAGUAAACUCCACCAAGCACAAUAACUGUAAUUGAAUAAAUUACACAUGAAUUAAAUGGGAACAAAUAUUAUUUAAUAUUACCAUUUCAGCAGUGGCAAUAAUAGUAAUGAAAUGAGUGGCAUUUCCUGCCAUUGUGAAGUUUACUUUGAAGCCCAGUUCUAAACCUGUGGAGAAAUCUGUAUUUGCUUUGCUAUUAACUUCUGUUUUAUACUUAAAGUUAUCAUGCU